This is a messenger RNA of Neodiprion virginianus, 4064 nucleotides long. It is a transcript of the gene subdued, whose product is annotated as anoctamin-1-like. Bases 421 to 3408 code for a protein of 995 amino acids. The transcript is spliced from 11 exons. The record is from RefSeq and is a predicted model, not a curated record. Lineage: Eukaryota; Metazoa; Arthropoda; Insecta; Hymenoptera; Diprionidae. Gene Ontology annotation, molecular function: chloride channel activity; protein dimerization activity. Gene Ontology annotation, biological process: chloride transmembrane transport. Gene Ontology annotation, cellular component: plasma membrane.
CGGUAGUGUCCUUAAUAAACAGAGAAAUUUGCCGCAUCCCGCGACAUGAUGGAGCUAUCUUAGGCAGGGACAUCUACGAUGAAUCGACGGUGACCAAUAGAUUAAACUGACACUUUUAUUUUUAUUAUUUACCUGAUACUCUAAAAUGAUGCUGCAUGUUUACUCUUGAUCGAUCGUCACUGUGUUUCACGUCAAUAUAACCGAUAUUCAGGUAACGAUCGCUGCUAUUCUAAUUUUUGGUAUUGUAAAUGUUUGCAUCAGUAAUAAAGUUUUACGUUGAUUUUUAAAUAUUUUUUAUAUAUUUCCGACAAGUUGACCCUAUUCCACUGCAAUUAUAAUUUACUGGUCUGCGAUACGCUCGCGACCGCUAUGAUAAGAAUUUGUGCUAGAGUCUGCAAGGCUUGAUUGUUCAAACUAAAAAUGGAGGAAGAUGAAGAAAGUGUAAAUCUGACACAGCGCCACAGCUGCGGCUUCAGCCAUACAUGUAGCUAUUCCCAGCCAAGCGUUUAUUGCUCAGCGCAUUCAAACCUCGACCGCAUUUCCCAGUUAACUUUAUAUCAAAACGUUUCUGGGACAUUGUUUGGAAGUGCUAUAAGUAUGAACAGCGUAGAGAGUGCCAUGUCAACUAGGAGCGUGCAUUCCUGUAGUAGUGGAGAUUCAUUAACUGCAAGAUCUAUAGAGCCUAGGAUAAGCAGUGAUAAAUAUGAUCAAAUUAAAGAUGAUGAAGCAAGAAGAGGAUGUAGAUCGAAUUCACACUAUGUCGAAACACGAAGUUUGUGUUUUCGUGAUGGGCAAUGUACAAUUGACUUUGUACUUGUCUGGGAUGAACAUAAUGAAGAAGCAAUCACUUACAAAAGUGUGGAAAUGCGUAGGAUAUUUGAGGAAAACCUGGAACACGAGGGUCUAAAACUUGAAUAUGAAAAACCCGAGCCUAACGGGUUAAACUUCAUUAAGAUUCACGCUCCUAUAGAAGUUUUGCGCCGUUAUGCAGAGAUAUUGAAAUUGAGAAUGCCAAUGAAGAAUGUGGCCGGAUUUCGUCCAUCUGAAACCUCUACUAAUAUCAUAGUUAAGGAAGUGAAUUCAUUCUUUAGACGUCUUUUAAGCAAGUUUGACGUGAACCAAACGAUAUUUCCAACAAUGAAGCAUCAGUUCACAGCGGUUUAUAGUAGAGACAAAGAGUACUUAUUUGAUUCGGACAUCCCUGAGUUUUUUAGCCCAGGAACACGUUCGCGAAUUGUUCAUUUUAUAUUAGAUAGGACAACAUAUACAGAGGAUAAGGAAAAUGAUUUUGCAUUCGGGAUCGACAGAUUAAUUGCGGAAAACGCAUACGUGGCUGCCUAUCCUUUACAUGAUGGUGAUCCUUACAAGUUGGAAUGUAUGCGAAGUCUUUUAUACACAGAAUGGGCGAGUGUCAAGAAAUGUUUGCACCGGCAGCCACUAGAUUACGUGAAAGACUACUUUGGCAUUAAAAUCGGCCUGUAUUUUGCCUGGCUAGGUUUCUAUACGCAAAUGUUAAUCCCAGCCAGCAUAGUUGGCUUACUUUGCUUCCUCUACAGUUGUCUCACAUUAUAUUCCAACAAACCGAGUGAAGAUAUUUGCUCUGGCAAUUUGUCACUGAAAAUGUGUCCAUUAUGCGAUAAACUUUGUGACUACUGGGAUCUCAAAGAUACAUGCUUUCAUGCGCGAGUCACGUACCUGUUUGAUAAUUCAGCUACAGUUUUUUUUGCUGUAUUUAUGUCCUUCUGGGCUACAAUGUUUUUGGAGUUGUGGAAACGAUAUUCUGCCGAAAUAACUCAUCGCUGGGAUCUUACCAGGUUUGAUAUUAAAGAAGAACACCCUCGACCACAAUAUUUGGCUCGACUUGCGCAUGUGAAAAAACAGCGUACACAUGUCAUUACAGAUGCAUCAGAGCCUCAUCUUUCGUUCUGGAAAAUGAAGUUACCGGCAAUCAUCUUUAGUUCCUCCGUUGUGUUACUGUUGAUAGCUGUUGCUGUGGUUACAGUUCUAGCUGUUAUACUCUACAGAAUAUCGGUUUUAGCAGUUCUAAGUUUUUACAAGGAUACUAUAGUGACAAGUUAUGCCAUAUUAUUUACUACUGUGACUGCUGCAUGCCUUAACUUGUGCUGCAUAGUUAUCCUUAACUCAAUAUACAUUCGGUUAGCAGAGUAUCUAACAGAGAUCGAACUCCUUCGUACACAAACAGAAUUCGAUGACAGUUUGACUCUGAAGAUAUACCUGCUACAAUUUGUCAAUUAUUACGCUUCCAUAUUUUACAUUGCCUUUUUUAAAGGUAAGUUUGUUGGAUAUCCAAGUAAAUAUAUCCGGUUCUUUACAUUACGUCAGGAAGAAUGUGGACCUGGUGGAUGUUUAUUAGAAUUAUCCAUACAAUUAAUCAUCAUCAUGAUUGGAAAACAAACACUAAACACUAUCUUAGAAAUGGUUUUUCCAUUAUUUUAUAAGUGGUUAAAUACUGUGAAGGUUCAUGUUGGAAGAGAAAAAGAUAGAAAUAAAGAAAAAUCAAUGUCUCGAAUAAACCUUCAGUGGGUCAAGGAUUAUAAACUAGUCGAAUGGGGUCCCAGGAGCUUAUUCCGCGAAUAUUUAGAAAUGGUGUUACAGUAUGGAUUUGUAACAAUUUUCGUUGCUGCUUUUCCUCUGGCGCCAUUUUUUGCGCUUAUCAACAACAUAUUUGAGAUGAGAUUCGAUGCUAAAAAGCUACUGAUUAUGUUCAGAAGGCCUGUUGGACAGCGAGUUAGAGAUAUUGGUGUUUGGUUUAGAAUACUUGAUGUUAUUUCUAAAUUGUCAGUAAUCACCAAUGGUUUCAUUAUAGCUUUCACUUCUAACUUCAUUCCACGUCUGGUUUAUAUGAAGGCUUAUUCGAAUUCAAGUUCCUUGGAAGGGUUUCUUGAAAAUUCACUGUCCAAAUUCAAUACUAGCCACUUUAAACAGGAUUACAGUCCACAAAUACAAAAUGAUACUGAACCGAUUAAAAUUUGUUGGUACCCCGACUACAGAGAGGCUGAAUCGGGUGAUUACAAACACACCAUUAUGUAUUGGCAUAUCCUUGCUGCAAGACUAGCGUUUGUUGUAGUAUUCGAGAAUAUAGUGGCUUUGGUGAUGAUUCUGGUGCGCUGGUGUAUUCCAAACAUGUCUCAGACGUUACAAGAUCAAAUUCGACGCGAAGCCUACAUUACAAAUGAAAUAAUAAUCAAGCAAGAGACAUUACGUGUAUGUGGACCGUGUCGUACUGUUGAAAAUAUUUCUCAAAGUAAUUCAAAUACUGUGACAAUGCAAAGAUUGGAUCGGGUUAUGCAGAAAUCACUAUCAAAUGCAGAAUUGGAUUUGGAAAUUCACGGUAGCCCAGUUGGUGCACCUGGAGUACAUUACACGGGCACUGAUGGGUCAAUGUAAUAACUGGUUAUAAACAGAAGAUUUCUCCCGUUUUCACUUCUAAACAAAUACUGCUCUGAAAAAUGAAAAAUAUUUAAUUUUUCGAAUAGCCAAAUUAGGAAUAUGCAACAAGAAGUCAUACUGCUGGAAAUCUCAUUAGGAGGUCGGAACAUGUAUUCCUGUUGCAACCUAAUGAAACAUAUCGCUACAAGUUGUUAAUAUUUGAAUAUUUGAGGAUCCCUGAGUAUUUUUAGAUAUUGUCACUGCCGUUGUCUAGAAAUACUUGCAUUUAUAGCCGAUUUAUACGUACUUAGAAACGAUUCAUGUGUUAGGCUCUGAGCAGCAGGCUGGGGCGUAACACUUGUAAAAAACUAUAAUUUACUGCAGUGUUCAUUUUGCACAUACACAAAAAAUGCAGUAGGGAUUACUUGUUUUGAUUUAAAUUUAUAUUCAUACCUGCUACACCCACGACUACUAAAAAUUGUUAUUUACUUAGAACGAAUUUCGUUUUUUCUCAGCAUAAUUGAGUCAACUGCCAUUGUUAUUGCAACAGUCUCACAUAUCUAACAAUAAGACGUUAUGAGUGAACGUUGACUAAUAGAUUUAUGUAUAUACAAUGAAUUGUUACACUAUUUACAAAGGUAAAUUUUAAUUAAAUAUGAUUAAUUAAAAAUGAA